Messenger RNA from Hypomesus transpacificus, 5218 nucleotides. It is a transcript of the gene tbx21, whose product is annotated as T-box transcription factor 21. Gene Ontology annotation, molecular function: DNA-binding transcription factor activity, RNA polymerase II-specific; RNA polymerase II cis-regulatory region sequence-specific DNA binding. The transcript has 6 exons. The record is from RefSeq and is a predicted model, not a curated record. Gene Ontology annotation, cellular component: nucleus. Lineage: Eukaryota; Metazoa; Chordata; Actinopteri; Osmeriformes; Osmeridae. The coding region runs from base 390 to 2222 and encodes 610 amino acids. Gene Ontology annotation, biological process: lymphocyte migration; cell fate specification; positive regulation of DNA-templated transcription.
UGGACAUGCGUUUGACUCACAGACGGUUACUCCCGUCAAAACAGAUAUUAAGGCUACUUUCCUCUUAUUGGGACAAAGAUGAAAUAAUGUAUCUUUGAUUUUAUUAACAGUAGCCCUAUAGCCUAGGAAAAUUAACUGCCGACGAUUUAGUUUGUUUAGGCUAGUUUAAAUAUAAGUUACGUCUAUAUUGGUUUGACAACUUUACAAUAGUUAAUUUACUAAAGAAACCGCGAUAGUGCACGAUAAAAACACUUUACAGCCUAUUGUAUAGCCUAUUGCAUUUGUGCACACAGGCUAAAUAAAAUAUUGAAAGCGCUCUUAUUCAAGUGGUCGGGAAAGGGGCACGGUGAACCUAUGACAUUGCACAUAAGCUUAGACGGGCGCUGCAAAUGGGCGGCAUAGGUGGCAAUCUAUACCUCAGUAUGUUGAAUGGGACUGACACGCAAACUUUUGGAAAAGACACCGAUAUCAACAAUCAUCUUCAUCGUAACAAGGACUUACCCGAGUUUAAAAUGGGGAUUCAGGACACAAGAUUUUACUACCAAGAUUCGGUUCAAAACGGACAGGACACUUUGGCUCUGCCAUACCACUCCGACCAAACUGUCGCUGGUUUCGGAGCGCAAACCGGGAGGUUUUACUCACCAACUCCCCUCAAUAGCUGUCCCUUCAGCAGUGUGAGAUCGUCAUCUAGAUCUGGUACUGGACAGAGUUACAUACAGGCUGGAGCGGAGAAUUUUUCGGCGACAAGCAAAGAAGUUUACCCUGCCUCUCCGGAAAGUUACGCUGCCCCUUUUCAGCAUGGGUACCCUCGCGCACCGCUGUACCCUUUACCUGGUCUACAGGUGUGUGGGAAGACGCAGGCUCUCCUCAAUAACUAUCCACUAUGGGCGAAGUUCCACAAGUACCAGACCGAAAUGAUCAUCACGAAACAAGGACGGAGGAUGUUCCCCUUUCUGAGCUUCAACGUCAGUGCUCUAGAUCCGUCAGCCCAGUACAAUGUGUACGUGGAUGUGGUCCUGGCAGACCAACACCACUGGAGGUACCAGGGAGGCAAAUGGGUCCAGUGUGGUAAAGCGGAGGGGAACAUGCCAGGAAACAGGAUGUACAUGCACCCAGAUUCCCCCAACACAGGGGCCCAUUGGAUGAGGCAGGAGGUGUCGUUUGGCAAGCUCAAGCUCACCAACAACAAAGGCAGCUCCAACAACGUGGCACAGAUGAUAGUGCUACAGUCGCUCCAUAAAUACCAGCCCCGUCUGCACAUAGUGGAGGUGAAGGAGGAUGGCUCAGAGGACCCCUUCCUUACCGCCAAAGCCCAAACCUUUAUCUUCCCUGAGACACAGUUCAUCGCUGUCACAGCCUAUCAGAACGCAGACAUCACUCAGCUGAAAAUAGACCAUAACCCCUUUGCUAAAGGUUUCCGGGACAAUUAUGACACGCUGUACGCACCUCCAGACUCGGAGCGCUUCACCCCCUCCCCAGGCGAAGGCCAGCAGUGUCUGCCGGGGACCUGCUACUCUCAGGGGUAUCUCUCGGAGCAGUACGUGAGCUCCCUGCCCCAGAGCCGCCUGUACGGCCUGGACCACCACGUCAGCAUGGGCCAGCAGGCCAAGGACGCUUCGUCCAGCCCUCACAGCCGCUGGUACCUCUCCCCCCAGCAGACCAGCGCCACCCCCAGCCGCCUAGACUUCAACUCCUACGAGGGCGAUUUCUCCGGCAACGGCUUCUACAAGCCGUUCCCUCUGCAGACCUCUGCACACCAUGCCCUCGGCUACUACCCUGACCACCCCUUCUCAAGCAUGUCUGUCUCGGGGGCCACCACUGCAGGCUGGACCACUAGCCGACCCUCUCCCCAGUACCUGAACCACCCACAUCCCAGUAAACCUGGUCCCAGUCUAGGCUGGUUCAGGUCUGUCUCCUCCUCCUCUACCUCCCCAGGGAACCCCAGGCUCCACCCCCCGUCUCUCCUGGAGCAGCUCCGCCCAUCCCAGCUGCAGGACAAGCCCAAGGAGGUAGGGGUGGAGGACACAUGGAUGGAACCCCCCUCCGUCAAAUCGGUAGACUCAGCCGACUCAGGCUUGUUCGAGGGAGGGGCAGAGAGCAAGAAGAGACGGGUUUCACCCUACGCAUCCAGCACAGAGAACUCCCCGCCUGCUCGCAGUGUGGAGGUGUGUGAGAAGGACAGCAGCAGUGAUGCAGGCUACUACGGCUUCUACGCUCACUGAGAUUCUCACCCGCCCCGCCCAGAUCAAAUAUUCUUUCCUAGUGUCCUUUCCCACCCAAAUUGUGCCGUGGUAGUUCUCACCUGCCAACGUGUCUCAGACUGUCCAAUGAGGUCCCGAGUUUGUGCUGGACUGAAGCCCCAUUGGCUACAGCAAUCCAAUCUCUAAGACGGAGAGCCAGAAUAAGAUUGAACUUUGACACCAAUUUUCUUUUUUUUUCUUCCAAGCUAGAACAGGCCGGUUCUUCAGUUCUAAAGGAAGACUUGCCCACUUAAAUGGUGUUGGUUGAGUCUGUAAGACAGUUUGAAGGUCACAAGUUUGUGCAGGCCAGAUAGCCAAGGUGAUCAGACUGUCAGGAGAGACUGCCCUGGAGACUUGGCCCUGUGACUUAAGUCCUUUUAACACUUUGGAUUUAAAAAAACAAGUCUGCACACCUGCUUGCUGACAGACCCCUAAAGGGACUGUCCAAUCCCCUCCCCCCCGUCACACACUCCCACACACACCGCCUCGAACAUCCUGACGCACAUACACACAGACCCACUCACGCUGUUUCACCGGUGUAUAGGGUUGUCGAGGAUUCGAGAUGUGAUUACUGUAGCAGAGCUGACUAAUUGCUGUCUAAUCCGCCAUGUUUAAACUGAACUAGAGCUCCCCCUGGUGAGGGAUACAGAAAAACAAAUGCAGUGCAGGGGCAAAGAGUGUCUGGUGCCAGAGAUUAAGAAAGUUUAGCAGGACCAUGGUCACGAGAGCCGGUGUUAAUCCCUUCUCAAACACGGCUUCAUGCCCACGUCUUCCUCUACCAAGUCAUUGGCCAAAGCGAGAGGCAGGCAGGAAGGAUAUUGUCACUCCCACGCCCGGUUCAAGAAUAUAGGUUAAGCAGCCAGAAUGUCCCCUACCCCCAACCCCUCCCCCAGACGUGAGGUCCAUCAUGUGGCGACACAGGCACAGCUUCUUGUUGAGGUGACAGGUGAAGAACAAGCCAGUAGUCAGGGCUGGUCAGAGCCCCAACCCUCGCUGGGUGGUAAUGACCUCCGACAUCUCUGGGGGCUACCAUCCCUCAUUUAAAGGACUCUGCUGGUACUGGUGGUCACAAACGGUGGGUUUGUUGUGUCUCUCCGAUGAUGAGUGCAAGGCUACCUACUUGUCCAUGUGACACACGUGCAGCCAAGGGAAGGCAGGAUUAGACAGUAGUUACUAGACAGUCAACACUUUAUUGGCUACAUAUCCAGUGUUCUUUAACAAUGUGUGUAUGAAUUUAAGAGUACAGCCACAGGAUGGUUCUGAUGAGUCAUUAAGGAAGUAUGAGUCAGCUACGUGUUUCACGUCGAACACAUCUACUCCCUCUGAAGAGUGACCAAAACACUUUGGACAAAAAAUAACAUGAGCAAGUCUGUGUCUGCAGCUAGAGCUGCUUGCUAAGAUAUCAUAUGUUUCCACGGACACACUCAGAGCAAUCUUAUAGCAAUACAAUCCUCAAUAUGGGUGACAGUGGUCAAAUUACAACUAUAAUGUAAAAUGACAAUUGACAGUUUUAUAAUGUUUCUCACCACAAUUAGAUUAUGACUGGAACAGGUAAGUCAUUACUGGAGGGAUAAUUGUCCAAAAAUUCUAUUCUAUCCUUUUACAUUUUAUAUAUCGGAAAAUUGGUAGUUGCAGUUGACCUUUCAACUGAAAAAUGCAGUUGUAUAGAAACACCCUACCAGAAAACAACAAUGAUUUUUAUUUUUACCUAAUCAUGGUGUUUUUUAUUCUACUUUUAUGACAAAAUCUCAAUAGAAAUUGUAGCCUUCUUUGUUGGAUUUAGCAGCAAUAAAGGUGGCUUUUUUUAAAUGAGAGAUGGACACAGUGAUCACUGUUUUGCUGUCAAACGUUGGAGCAAUAGAUGUUAAUAAGCAAAAGGACCCUUGACUUGGUUAUGACCUGAUCAUAGUUCAGUAAGGCAUACAUGUGCGUAUACUGUAUUUUGCAAUUAUUUGCCUCAGUGUAUGUUUGGAGAAAAAAAAUGCUAUUUAAAGUAUAUGUUAAUAAUUUAGUAUGGAGCUGUUUAUCUUAAACUGAAGACUGAAUGGAGAUGUUGCAUUGAGGCCACAAAAAAGUAUUGUGAAAUAAUCAGAAUAUUGUAUUUUUACCAUUCAAAACAGCCAGAAAAGUAAAAUAAUGCUUUUAAAUGUAUCUUAAUAAGUAGACAGUUGUUUGUGAAGAGAUUUUUAAGUGCAAUUAAGGGAGUUUUGUAUUUUUAUUUCAUGAGAUGACAUUACAUAAGCAUUUGCAAAAACGUAAGCCUCUGAAAUAUUUUGAUGCUUAACGCUGUACACCUAACGUACAUGAGGGUUACGUGUGAGUCUGCCACUGACCCUGCGCUGAAGGGACUGUCUUGUGGAAGUGUUCCCCACGAGAGAAGCAGAUAGGAUGCCUGAGGCAGGCGCUCCCUAGUGGACAUCUCCCCAAAAUCAUUGAACGCACCUCAAACCAAAAAAUAACAAUGCAAGUCCAUGUGUGUCACACUCCAUAACCCACACUCAUUUUUUGAGGACGCAUAUAUGUGAAUAGUAAUCCCCGGAAUUCAAGUGUACAGCCAUCUUUUUUAGCAGUUAGUUGUGGUACAUCCACAGAAGUUCACGAUCAUGAUGAGAUGAAAGGGGGAGUUGGGUCUGAUUCGAUGGCAUUGGAUGACGAAGCAUGUUCAUUGAUGUUCUCUGUGCACUGUCUCUAGGCCCUACAAUCUGUGAAACACCCUGUUCCUGAAUAUUUUGGAAAGUGUCAAAUUAAUCAUGAAAUCAGUCAAAUCAGUCUUGAGUAGAGAGAAUGGUUUUAAACUGAGAUGAUUCAGAAAUGCUGUGGAGGUGCUAACUAUUGUAUGAAAUAUAUAUGUAUUUGAUUUAUUUUAAUGUAAUAAAGACUUGAAUAGCAAAAAAUGUUGAGGGAUAACAUUUAUUUAUUAAAGGUAUACUUGUGUAUUGUACUGUUGUUUUUUUAUUCAUGAAUUAAAGUUAAAUCAU